AUGAUCAUCGGCACCCUCGUCUUUAUCGUCUUCGUCCUGAUCGAGAAGAGAGCAAGCCACCCGCUGAUUCCCUUCGGCGUCCUACGCAUCGAUUCCCUCUUCACUCUGGCCUACAUCAGCGCCGGCUGGUCCAGCUUUAGCAUUUUCGUCUUCUACACGCUAAACCUCCUCGAGGUCCUUAGGGAGCAAACGCCCCUUCUCACCUCUGCACAAAUGAUGCCCAUCGCUAUACGGGCUAUUUGUUACGGGCACCACGGGCAUACUUCUAAACAACUUCCGCGCGUCGAUAGUCAUGCUGAUCUCUAUGACCUUCUUCCUUAUCGGGGGUGUUAUCUUCGCGACGAUGCCUGUGGACCAGAUCUACUAGGCGCAGACGUUCGUGGGGAUCAUUGUCCUUCCAUAGGGCAUGGAUUCGUCGGUCUGGCUACGUCGCUGGUGACUACGUUUAUCAACUAUUCUAUCUCUAUUGGGCUUAGUUUUGCCGGUACUAUCGAGAGCUAG
This is a messenger RNA of Penicillium egyptiacum, 501 nucleotides long. The record is from the annotation of a GenBank genome assembly. NCBI's taxonomy places the organism in Eukaryota, Fungi, Ascomycota, Eurotiomycetes, Eurotiales, Aspergillaceae.